Oreochromis niloticus (Nile tilapia) is the source of this 1872-nucleotide messenger RNA. RefSeq names its product ninjurin-1. NCBI's taxonomy places the organism in Eukaryota, Metazoa, Chordata, Actinopteri, Cichliformes, Cichlidae. The transcript has 3 exons. Bases 223 to 783 code for a protein of 186 amino acids. The record is from RefSeq and is a predicted model, not a curated record. Gene Ontology annotation, biological process: tissue regeneration; cell adhesion. Gene Ontology annotation, cellular component: membrane.
UGUUACCAGUACACUGGCGUAAAUGCACACAUAAAAACAGACACACGGUUUUACUUUUGUAUUACAUCAUCCUGCUUCAUGCCACAACUGUAAAGCUCACAGAUUGAUUACUUUAGUUUAUUAGGCAAUUGAAGCUGCCAUUUAAAAGUAGUUCAGUCCUGCAUCUAAUGUGCAGCAUCCAGUUUUACAGGGCAGGGAAAGGGACUUCACUCUGUUAUCUGUAUGGUCACUGUCUUAAUAGCGCCAUUUAAUUUCAGAUGUGUGUGUGUGUGUGUGUGUGUGUGUGUGUGUGUGUGUGUGUGUGUGUGUGUGAAUUUGAGGAAGAAGGCAGGAGGAAGAGAGACCCUGGCAGCCACAGACACUUCCUUGCAACAGUCAGAGCUCAGCCAGCAUUUGCAAAAUACCACCCAUCCAGAUGCUUGGCCCAGAAGCCCAGCUCCUCUGAACAUGAACCACUAUGCCAAUAAGAAGAGUGCAGCUGAGAGUAUGCUGGAUGUGGCCCUGCUGAUGGCCAAUGCCUCCCAGCUAAAAGCUGUCCUGGAGCAGGGGCCAAGCUUCCACUUUUACACCCCCACCAUCACCCUAAUCAGCAUCUCUCUGUGUCUACAGAUCACAGUCGGGGUCCUGCUUAUCUUCAUAGUUCGAUGGAACCUGAAUGAUGAGCAAAAGCACCAGAGGCUGAACUUCAUGGAAAACGUGGCCACAGGUCUGGUGUUCAUCAUCGUGGUGGUCAACGUCUUCAUCACAGCUUUUGGGGUCCAUCGAACUAAUUACAACAACUGACCACGCACACACACACGCGCACACACACAUACAGGCACAUCUAUGUGUGUGUAUGCUUUAUUUUCACAGUCUUUCAUUGCUCCCCUCUCUCUUUUCAAACAGGUAUUUUCUCUCCUGCCUUACUCUGCAGUUUGCUCCUAAAAACUUUCAUGCCGUCAGCAUGUUUUUGGUCCACUCCUCUUCUGACCGGACCUUCACAAUCACCUACGUGACCUACAAACACAGUGACCUCUCCAGGCUCGCAGAGAAAUUUCCACCAGAAAACAACUCAAACAAAAUACACAGCUGUUCAUUUACCAGAAAAUCAUUGUCCCGCAUGGCUGCAGGCACAGAGAGAAAAUAGCGAACAAGAAAGAAACAGCCGUAGCGACAAAGAGGUCUGGUACGUAAACAACACAACAUUUGUUCUGAUUGGACAAACAGGAAAGUGGAGACAGCAGCAGUCAGGAACAUGUGACCUCUGGCUGUCUGUCUCCUAUGCUGUCCGACAGUGACCCAAAGCACUAGCCAGACAUGGAUGCACAGUCUCACACACCCCUCUGAACCUUCUUUAAUUUUUAAUUGCACCAGUGACGUUUCAUCAGGUUUAACGGGUGUGCUGAGCACAUGUAUGCAGCGCAGGGCAGGCCUCAUCCGCCUCAAAACCACUACCCACCUCCACAGCUUAAACUUUACUAUCAACUCUAUCCCACAGGCGUCAUGCCUAACAUUCAGUUAUAACAGUGUUUGGUUGUGCUAUGAAUCCCUCUGUGACGAGCAAAGCCGGACUUUGUUUGUGGUUCUUUGGACCAGAAGUAGCUGAUGAGUCAGAGUCAACAGAGCACAGACCCCGGCAGAACUACUUGUUAAAACGGAAGCCUUAAUUAGGCAGCAAUGCCACUGAAACCCCAAUUAGAGCACAAGCAAAUGCUCAUUUUAUACACUUGAGUGGUUUGACAUAAAUAUCCAGUAAAGGAAGUUUGAGGCUGUUUCACAUAAUUAUCAGCUAAAAACCUUAAUUGUAUUCAUGCAGCUAUCUAUAAUUUCUCCAAGGUGGUUGUGAGGAAGCACCUUUCAGAUGGCAAAACGUCGCAAUCUCAUCCUUUUCCU